Messenger RNA from Pseudonaja textilis, 2228 nucleotides. Lineage: Eukaryota; Metazoa; Chordata; Lepidosauria; Squamata; Elapidae. The record is from RefSeq and is a predicted model, not a curated record.
AAAAACUGAAGCAUUUUGAUUAUCAUGGAGAAUUACAAUGUACUAAUGGAACUUGGGGAAGGAUCAUUUGGUAGAGUCCUCUUAGUCCAGCAUAAAAGCACAAGACAGAAAUAUGCAAUGAAAGAGAUAAGACUUCCCAAGUCUGUCUUCAAGAUAGAAAAGUCCUGGAAUGAAUCUAUAAUAUUGGCUAAAAUGAAUCAUCCAAAUAUUGUGAUGUAUGCAGACUCUUUUGAAGCUGAUGGACAUUUGCAUAUAGUGAUGGAAUAUUGUGAUGGCGGAGAUCUCCUACAAAAGAUUAAAUUUCAGAAGGGAAAAUUGUUUCCGGAAGAUAUAAUACUUAAAUGGUUUGCACAGAUGUGUUUGGGUGUAAAUUAUAUUCAUGAGAAACAUAUAUUGCACAGAGACAUCAAAUCAAAGAAUGUAUUUCUUACACAAAAUGGAAAAAUAAAACUGGGAGACUUUGGAUCUGCAGUUCUUCUUAAAAGCCCCAUGGCAUAUGUUUGUUCAUAUGUAGGAACCCCUUACUAUGUGCCUCCAGAAAUUUGGGAGAAUAUGCCAUACAACAAUAAAAGUGAUAUUUGGUCUCUGGGCUGUGUUUUAUAUGAGCUGUGCACCUUAAAACAUCCAUUUCAGGCUAAGAGUUGGAAACAUCUUAUACUUAAGACAUGUAAAGGAUACUACAAUCCACUUCCAUCACACUAUAGCUAUGAACUUCACUAUUUAAUAAAGCAGAUGUUCAAGAUGAAUCCCAAAUACCGUCCAUCAGCUAGUACAAUUCUUGCAAGAAAAUGUCUGGCAAAAUAUAUUGGACAGUCUUCACUACCAGAGAAGGAGGAUGGCACGUAUGCAGGAAGCAAGAAUUCAAAGCCAGAAGUCAUAUCCAAGAACUUCAGUGAAAUGGAAUUGAAGAAAACAAGUGUGGAUGAAAAAGAACCUCAGAGACAAAAAUGGGAAAAAGGAAGAUGCAGUACAGUGAUCAAAAUUUUAGAAAAUGCUCCUUUACUUUCUUCCAGUAUUGCAUCCAAGGAGGACACGGGUGGCUGUGUGAGAAAAUAUGAUGAAAAUGUCAAACGUAAACAGUGGAAUAAGGAACCUUCACAGACUUUGAUGAAUAUUCUUGACAAUGCUGAUGUUAGCUUAGCUUUUAAGACAUACACAAUCCACAAAGCAGUUUCAGAUGACCUACUGAGAGGACCACUCACAGGAGAGAACAGUGCAUCUGAUGAACCAGAUGGUGAAACUUUUAUGGAGGAUGCAGAGAGACUUGAACCUAGAUCAGAUGAAGAGGACACGGAUUUUGAAGCAGAAGAUGAUCCAGACUGGAUUUCUGAAUUGCAAAAGAUGGAACUGAAGAAAGAACUACCAAUACAUAAUCCAGUAUCAGUGCAAAAAUAUUGCUGAACCAUUUCAGAAACUAGCAGCAACAAGCUAAUUGAUACAUAAUGAUUUCACACAUAUUUCUUUGAGGAAGAAAAUUUAAUUUGGGAUAUUUUUUGAUGCUUAUAGGUAUAACAAUUAAAUUCUUCUUAAAGAUACUAAAAUAAGCAUUUUUACCCAGAAUUUUUUAUUCCAUAUAGAAAUAUUCUGUCAAAAUCAGAAGUACACUGUAUUAGAGGACCAACUAGGAUUAGCACAGUCUGAGAUAUAGAGAGCAAGAUAUGACUUUCAUGUUGUUCAGUGGUGUGAUUCAAAAAUUCCCAAGACAUGCCCACGGUUCUGUGGGCAUGGCUUGAUGGGCGUGGCAGGGGAAGGAUACUGUAAAAUCUCCAGUCAGAGAUAGUAUUUGCCAGUUCUCCAAACUAAUCAAAAUUUCCAUUACUGGUUCUCCAGAACUGGUCAGAACCUGCUGAAUACCACCUCUGAUGUUGUUCCUCUCUGUCUUUUCAUAUUCCUGGGGAGUGCCCGAGGGAAGAUUGAGACUGGACUUCAUAAUAUGGCAAAAUCUAGAUAAAAAUUAGCAUUAAUUAUAUCUAUUUAUUUAUGUGUUUUGCAAUUGUUAAUAAACUUGCUCAUUUCAAAUCUUCCUAAUUUCCAAAAUGAUAUGUCUUUCCUCAGUGUGAUUUCAGGAGCUGUGACUUUCAUCUAUUUCUGCUUCUUGUGCUUCAGUUAUAUAAUUCAUAUUCAUUGAAUGCAGUUAGGGAGCUAUUUAUCCCAGUCCCAGACGGGAAGCCUAAGGAGGACUUAAACAGUUGGUUCUCAACAGGAUAGAUGGUGGCAGCAUAAUCACC